Brettanomyces nanus is the source of this 2199-nucleotide messenger RNA. RefSeq lists its product as uncharacterized. Gene Ontology annotation, molecular function: rDNA binding; RNA polymerase I general transcription initiation factor activity. Lineage: Eukaryota; Fungi; Ascomycota; Pichiomycetes; Pichiales; Pichiaceae. The record is from RefSeq and is a predicted model, not a curated record. The transcript has a single exon. Gene Ontology annotation, biological process: transcription initiation at RNA polymerase I promoter; nucleolar large rRNA transcription by RNA polymerase I. The coding region runs from base 1 to 2199 and encodes 732 amino acids. Gene Ontology annotation, cellular component: RNA polymerase I upstream activating factor complex.
AUGAGCUCUCCAAACGGCAAAUCACAGGGCCUAAAUCCCACGAAGGUGUUGGAGAAGUAUGGGGGGUCCGAAAACGAUACCACGGACGAAGAAAUGCUGUUAGGGUGUUAUGGUGACACCUCUAAUCAGUACAAUAGUUUGGCACAUUUUACAAGCCUUGACAAGGUGAUUUAUUCGGGAAUACAGGGAUUUCGAGCAAGUCCCAUUGAUGAUAAUAUGAAGGACGGUGUUAAUUUGAGACGAAAAAUGAGUCCUUUGGUUAAGAGAGCUUAUCAAGGGUACCUACCAGAGUACAGGCUUAAACAAGGACCGCUCUUGGAAAGACUAGCAAAGGACAUUGAGGUGUUUGAUAGAACACAGCAUGGAAAGCAGGAUACUUUGGCGCAUUUUCUUUCCUCAUACAGGCAUUUACGAAGCAAACGAAGAUACUUCCAGGGGAACAUCAACUAUUAUAACAUGUUCAAUAAGGAGGUGAAGGAUUUCUACGAGUUUAGACGAAGCUAUAAUGAGAUCGAGAUGAAACAAGGCAGCAUUGGAAUUGACGGUUCUCUGAGAUACAGUACUCAUAAAAGGGAUGACGAUCCAUUACAACGUACCAGAUGGGACCAAGAAGAGAAGGAGAUAUUCUUUGGAGCAUUGGCAAGAUAUUCGAUCCAUAGACUGGACGAAAUUAAGAAGCAUCUCCCAAAAAAGUCGUGUGUUCAAAUAUUAGAUUACUAUCAUUUGCUUAAAAAGACCCUUCGACGAUACAAAAGAGACCCCAAGAAGAUACAGUCGCUAGUAGCUAUGAGUGAAAUUCCCAUAGCAUAUGAGAUGAGUGAUGAGUUUAUUGAAUUUGAAGAAAGUCAGGCUAGUCUAAUGAUUUCUCCGUGUAACAAACGAGUUCAGUCUAAAGUAUCAAGUUCCAAGAAGAUCGCUGCCAUGCAUAUAUUUCGACCGCAUCAAGAUCUAAUUGACUGGGAUAAAUUGGCUAAGAUAGCUGAAGCUUUUGAAGAUAAGAAGAGAUCCGCUGAUAAUCCUGAUGUCAACAUUCCAGAUUCAGUUCAGAUCUUAAUCAAAGAUCUCAUUGUUGAUCUUAUAUAUCGAACACUUCUUAAGAUUACAGAGAGGAAAAUUUGUGAGUUAUCAGUAUCGAAACUGAAGGAAACUCGUCGAAUGAGUAUAGAUAUUACACGAGAGGAGAUAAAUACAGCUUUUGGGAAGCUAACUACCCGCAAUUUCAAUAUUGAGGAAUUCUGGAGUGAAUAUUUCCACGAACCACCUAAUAAGAAGAGAAGGGUGGAAUCUGUGGAUCCUGAAGAUGUUUACAACAGCCAGGAAAUCGAAAGACAUGCUGAUUUACAGAAUAGCGUGGAAAUUGAACAGAAGCAGCCACCACCGUCCUUUGACUUUAAUACUGCAGUGAGGAACACUAGACCAAUCGAGGUAUUGAACUAUGUUGUUCCUGAGAUGCAUACUUAUCCAGAAGAUCUACAAGCGCAGAAUAUUGAUCCUCUACUAUGGAAGGAAAUAGAUGAAGCUAAUGAGGUUCCUGCCUUGGCCGAAGAUGAAGAAACAACUGAAGACGUUGAGAUUUCAGAAAAAUUGAUGUUGAUGGAAAGUGCUCUACUUGAGAGAUUGGAUCAUGAGGCCUCUGUUAAGUACGAGAGCAUUGUACUCGGAUACAUGCAGGCCCAUCCAGAUCUUAUAGACAUGAAUCACAGGGAUUUAUGCUCCUAUUAUAUUCUCAGUAAGUACUAUCCUAAGGAUCUUCCCUUCUAUUACCACGAUGAUCUUUCAUUUGUAAAGGAAGAGCAGAGGCUAAUCCAAGAAAGAGAGGAGGAAAAUGCUAAAGAGGCUGUCGCAACUGCAGUGUUGGAGCGAGCAGAGGCACUGAAUGCAUGUCAAAAGAAUAAGAAAAGACUUAAAAAAAGACUCAAUCAAAGUAGUACUAACGCCAACGUUCACCAAUUGGACAAGUUACGUAACCAGUUGAAAGAGCAGGAAAGCGUGAUGGAAACACUCAAAAAGUCUCGUGAUUUAAUGCCAAUCUAUGAUAAUACAGGUAAAUCUGAAUUGAUCAAAAUAGCUUUACUUUAUGGCGACGGGAAAGUCACCUACGCAUACUACAAUGAGAACGACCCCUAUGAAAUGCCCAUGUUCGAUGAAAUCACUGACGAGAUGCUACUUCUUCAUAAUUACCAGUUCAGUGAGUAUUAG